Molecule: messenger RNA, 3134 nt
Organism: Ostrinia furnacalis (Asian corn borer)
Lineage: Eukaryota; Metazoa; Arthropoda; Insecta; Lepidoptera; Crambidae
Biological process (GO): carbohydrate metabolic process; purine ribonucleoside salvage
Cellular component (GO): nucleus
Molecular function (GO): phosphopentomutase activity; magnesium ion binding
Source: RefSeq, a predicted model, not a curated record
AUCAAACAAGUUGGUGGCUGAUCGUGUGGAACUCAAUAAAAAUAAUAAAAAGUUUUCGAGAAAAAUCAAUAAUAGCUUGGGCUUACUUCGAGGCAAUAAUUUUGAAAAGCUUGCCUAUAAUACAGGUCUAACAAAAGUUGCCGCAUUAACGUUUAUCAUACAUUUAGGGCUAAAGUAAUCGGCAAAAGUUUGUCUUGAUAAUUUCUUAGGAAUUAGCUUCAAUAAUGAGUGUCUGUGAUAGUGGUGAUGCGAAGUUGGACGCAGCAGUCAACACUUGGUUGAAGCAUGAUAAGAACCCUGAAACGCGUAAGGAGGUUCUAGACGACAUAUCCGCUGCAAGAUGGGACAAGCUGAAGAAGACGAUGCUGCGUCGCCAGAAGUUCGGGACCGCCGGGCUGCGUGGCCGCAUGGGCGCUGGCUACCAGUGCAUGAACGACGUCGUCAUACUGCAGACAGCACAGGGCCUGUGUUCGUACAUCCAAAAAGUUUGUAACCAGAGCCAAUUAAAGAACGGCGUCGUCGUUGGAUACGAUGGCAGAUACAAUAGCAAAAGAUUCGCCGACCUCACAACGAAAGUCUUCGUCUCCGCUUCCAUCCCUGUCCACUUAUUCACUGACGUAUGCCCGACGCCUCUUGUAUCGUUCGCUACGAUCCUGUACGGAGCAGCAGCAGGCGUGAUGGUGACCGCCUCCCAUAACCCGAAGGAAGACAACGGCUACAAGGUGUACUGGGGCAACGGCUGUCAGAUCAUAGCGCCGCACGAUCAACUCGUGCUGGAGGAAAUCGAGCAGUGCUUGGACAUACCAGAAGAACACUGGAACAUCGAUGAGAUCCGAUCCCAUCCCCUAGUCACCGACUGCUUAGAAGAGGCCACAACGAAGUACAUGGAAUACAUCCGCAGCUCGCUACACCCAGACAUUUUGGAGACGAAUAAAAAAGCGGCAAUAGAUACUGUGUACAGCGCUAUGCACGGCGUCGGUUAUAAAUACAUCGUUAAAGCGUUCGAGGCCGCUAACUUGAAGCUGCCAAUAAGCGUGCCCGAGCAGCAAGAGCCGGACCCGUCGUUCCCGGUAUCCCACAGAUUCGCCGACCUCACAACGAAAGUCUUCGUCUCCGCUUCCAUCCCUGUCCACUUAUUCACUGACGUAUGCCCGACGCCUCUUGUAUCGUUCGCUACGAUCCUGUACGGAGCAGCAGCAGGCGUCAUGGUGACCGCCUCCCAUAACCCGAAGGAAGACAACGGCUACAAGGUAUACUGGGGCAACGGCUGUCAGAUCAUAGCGCCGCACGACCAACUCGUGCUGGAGGAAAUCGAGCAGUGCUUGGAUAUACCAGAAGAACACUGGAACAUCGAUGAGAUCCGAUCCCAUCCCCUAGUCACCGACUGCUUAGAAGAAGCCACGACGAAGUACAUGGAAUACAUCCGCAGCUCGCUACACCCAGACAUUCUAGAGACGAACAAGAAAGCAGCAAUAGAUACUGUGUACAGCGCUAUGCACGGCGUCGGUUAUAAAUACAUCGUUAAAGCAUUCGAAGCCGCCAAUUUAAAGCUGCCAAUAAGCGUGCCCGAACAGCAAGAGCCAGAGCCGUCGUUCCCGACAGUAGUGUUCCCCAACCCCGAGGAGCCUGCGUGCUUGGAGCUCAGCACUGGCCUGGCCGAGCGGAGCGCCGCGCGCCUGCUGCUGGUCAACGACCCCGACGCCGACCGCCUGGCCGUCGCCGAGCGGGACCACAGGUCUAGGGAGCUGCUCUCUUACGUGCCCCAGCAAGAGCCAGAGCCGUCGUUCCCGACAGUAGUGUUCCCCAACCCCGAGGAGCCUGCGUGCUUGGAGCUCAGCACUGGCCUGGCCGAGCGGAGCGCCGCGCGCCUGCUGCUGGUCAACGACCCCGACGCCGACCGCCUGGCCGUCGCCGAGCGGGACCACAGCGUGCCCCAGCAAGAGCCAGAGCCGUCGUUCCCGACAGUAGUGUUCCCCAACCCCGAGGAGCCUGCGUGCUUGGAGCUCAGCACUGGCCUGGCCGAGCGGAGCGCCGCGCGCCUGCUGCUGGUCAACGACCCCGACGCCGACCGCCUGGCCGUCGCCGAGCGGGACCACAGCGUGCCCCAGCAAGAGCCAGAGCCGUCGUUCCCGACAGUAGUGUUCCCCAACCCCGAGGAGCCUGCGUGCUUGGAGCUCAGCACUGGCCUGGCCGAGCGGAGCGCCGCGCGCCUGCUGCUGGUCAACGACCCCGACGCCGACCGCCUGGCCGUCGCCGAGCGGGACCACAGCGUGCCCCAGCAAGAGCCAGAGCCGUCGUUCCCGACAGUAGUGUUCCCCAACCCCGAGGAGCCUGCGUGCUUGGAGCUCAGCACUGGCCUGGCCGAGCGGAGCGCCGCGCGCCUGCUGCUGGUCAACGACCCCGACGCCGACCGCCUGGCCCCCCCAAUAGGCAUCUUCCACAUUGCUUUCUGGCUCCCAAUAAGCGUGCCCCAGCAAGAGCCAGAGCCGUCGUUCCCGACAGUAGUGUUCCCCAACCCCGAGGAGCCUGCGUGCUUGGAGCUCAGCACUGGCCUGGCCGAGCGGAGCGCCGCGCGCCUGCUGCUGGUCAACGACCCCGACGCCGACCGCCUGGCCGUCGCCGAGCGGGACCACAGUACCAAAUCGUGGAAGGUAUUCACGGGCAACGAAAUGGGUGCUCUGCUGGGCUGGUGGCUGCUCGAACAGAACUCUAAACGGAACGAUGCGAGCGAGGUGUACGUGAUCGCAAGCGUGGUUAGUUCCAAGAUGUUGCGAGCACUCGUCCAAGGCAAAGGCGAGUUCGUGGAGACGCUCACUGGCUUCAAGUGGAUGGGCAACACCACACUCCUCCUUGCGCAGCAGGGUAAGCUACCGUUGUUCGCGUUUGAGGAGGCCAUUGGCUACAUGUGCAACCAUCGCGUGCCCGACAAGGACGGAGUAUCGGCCGCUGUACAGUGCCAGGGNCCGUCGUUCCCGACAGUAGUGUUCCCCAACCCCGAGGAGCCUGCGUGCUUGGAGCUCAGCACUGGCCUGGCCGAGCGGAGCGCCGCGCGCCUGCUGCUGGUCAACGACCCCGACGCCGACCGCCUGGCCGUCGCCGAGCGGGACCACAGGUCUAGGGAGCUGCUCUCUUAG